Messenger RNA from Arctia plantaginis, 291 nucleotides. Lineage: Eukaryota; Metazoa; Arthropoda; Insecta; Lepidoptera; Erebidae. The record is from the annotation of a GenBank genome assembly.
AUGGAUGAAGGCAGCACGAGGCAGUCACCAGAUGACUCGGUUUGGGAAGCUCGAAUAUAUAAAUGCAAACCAGAGCGCAAAAAUGGGAAACGUCAAAUGAUUAGCACUGAUGUCGUGCAGGGCGCGGCGUGCGUGUUGGCCCGGUCGGAACGCGGCGCGGCACACACUAGGGCGGGCGGCGAACACGGCAGCGUUACGUCAGCGAGGGGCGCGGGCCGCGGGCAGUGGGGGGUGAAGGGCGCCCCGCACUACUGCAUCCUCCGAGCGCCCAUCUUCGCCCGGUUCUGCUGA